CCACGGUGCGCCAUUUGAGCCUUCCAAAUGACCUGCCUGCGCAGCCACAGCGGAUGGCCAAAACUUGCUCCUCUCAGCUAGGAGUCCCAUAUUUUCUGUGUCGGUCUGUAUAUCCCCCGAGAAGCGCGUGAUUGCCGUUUGUGUGUGAUUAUUUUUCGGUUUUCUACCCCUCUAACCGUUGAACCAUGUCUGAGUCGGCAAACGUCCCCAACGCUGCUUCUGACACUCCAGCGGCGGCCACUCAAGAACCUCAGGCUCUAGGAACAGUAUAUGAGGAAGUUAAUUGCAAUGCAACGAAGCCUCCAACGGGAGCUACUAAGAAGUUCUUGAGGAAAAUGGAAGUCAUGACAAAGAACUGCGGGAAGCUAACAGUCCAUGUGCAGGGCGAUCUGGACAACCUGGAGAAGAAAGCAGUGUUUUUAACUGUCCACGACAUAGGCAACAACCACUCAUCUUUCCAAGACUUUGUGGAUCACCCUUGCAUGGCCGAAAUCAAGCAGCGGUCAGUUUUUAUCCACGUGGAUGUUCCAGGCCAGGAGGAUAAUGCUCCAGAUCUUUCCAGCGAGUUCAGCUUCCCAACAAUCCAGAUGAUUGGAGAAGACCUCAUAUCCGUACUGGAUCACCUGAAAAUCAAUCUGGUCGUUGGCUUUGGAGAAGGUGCUGGGGCUAACAUCCUCGUGCGAUUCGCACUGGCCCAUUCUUCCAGAAUACUGGGCCUUGUACUCAUGCACCUGGUAUCGACAGGUGUUGGAAUGAUGGAGUACUUCAAAGAUAAGAUAAUGAACUGGAAGCUCCAGAAUGUCGGCAUGAACCCAUCUGCUGAACAAUACUUGGUGCUUCACAAGUUUGGGGCGCAACUUGAGAUGGUUGACAACAAAGAAAGACUCAUCACAGACUACACAGAGAAGCUCAAGAAGCAAAUCAACCCUCGCAACCUCAAGCGUUAUGUCGAAUCGUACAUGAACCGCAAAGAUAUCAGCGGACUCAUUGAAACCAACUUGAAGAGUAUGGACACACUGCUGGUGACAGGCAGCAAGGCUGCUCAUGCCCAAGCUGUACAAAACAUGUAUGCCCGCAUGGAUAAGCAGAAGUCGUCCAUACUCAAGGUCGAUGCUGUCGGCGACGUGUUGCAGGAGGCACCCGAAAAGCUUGCCCAGAGUCUGUUGUUGUUUGUCAAAGGAUUGGGAUUCCUGACCUCUAUCACCUUGCCGGGUGUGGAAAGACAGAGAACCUUUUCUGGAGGCGAUCACAAGAUGCUAGGCGCUGUGGGCCGCAGACACACGCUCUCAAUGGAGGAUUACGACAUCCCCCGGACGAGAAGGACCUCACUCACUGCUGUACAGAAAUAAGCAGCGUUCCACCGUCAAGCUUUGUACCAGCCGCGACGUAGAUAAAAUGCUGCCAGGGCGUUGCUGGCUGCGCAAGGGUGGGGGUGCGGCUAUCCGAACCUCCGUCUUUGUGCAGUUUGAUGGUAUCACUCUUUAAGUUACACAAGGUAUAUAGUUUCCGCACCCAGUCAAAGUGCUGCCUUUAUUUUUUUUUUUUUCCUUUAGAGAGUGUAGUUCCACCUGCUUGUGAUUGCUUUUCUUCAGAAAUAACCUCAAAGUUUCAGAUUCAUCCUUGCUCAUCUGAGAGUUGUUUCUGCCAUAUAACCAGACCAGACAUUACUUGCCUUCUGUAUGUCCUGAAACGAUUGCUAGGGGGAACAAAAAAAAAGACUGCUUCGGAACAGUUUCGUACCCUUUGGCUUCGGCAUGAGUAGACAGCUUUUUGUACAUGUUUGCUUUUUCCUUGCAAGCUUUGUAGGGUUCACCAUCCCGUAACUAGAUAAUCGAGCCUUUUCGAUAUAAUCUCACACUCGCACUCCUGAUUUCUUCCGGAUGGUGUUAAGUCCGCUUUUGUACACACUUAUUUUUCACGAGGGUUUUUGGUACGUUUGAGUGCCAUUAAGUGUUCUAUGAAUGAUAGGUUACGAGUGUUGGUGAGUUAAGGUUCAAGUAAGAGGCAAAGCAACGCUUAAUUCCACCUUUUUUUAAUCUCUCCCUCCUCUAGUGUGGUGUGUUUGAUAGGGUUUUCAAAGUGUGAGUGACAUUUUGAGUUUGAUCCAAUUUAAGUACCAUGUCUAUGCUUUCGAUCAAAGCAUUCAAGUUGUGGGCCAACCAAGACACCGUAAUACUACGAGAGCAGCAUAAGCGCGUACUGCAGUACACAAGACAAGCUUCGUGGGAAAACGUACAGCAGUUGCCAAGUCCUAUCCCAUCUGUCCCGUCAGAUACGGUGGGCAAUCGGGUCGCGAGCAGCCCUGCGGUAAAUUGGCGGGAUAACGCACGACAGUGAGAGGCUUUAGCAGCUCACCCUACCCAACACACACUUCUUGACAGGUCGGAUACACUCUUCAACGUCCGAGACGGUUGCUCCACCGUUGCACACUGCGACCUCGUCGAAUGUGCAACGUCCUCUUCUUGUGGAAUCCCUGUCGUGUUGUAUCGUCGAGAUGGAAAAAUGUCCCAUUCCGGUGCAGUCCCCCUCAUGUCGUGGUGUUAAAACAAAUGCAUAGUUGUCUGCUCUACGAGACAUCGUUCUGCAUGUACCAUCUGUGUCCAGGGUGUUGUGUGUACCUCUCAAGCUACGUGUUGCUCCCAAAAAAAAAAAAAAAAAAACGCAUCGCUUCCACCCCCACGUCCCACCUAUCUGAACCUUCCUCGUGGUGAAAUUGCUGUUGUCUGAGAGCCACGUCCUACAGAAGACCUUGCGCUUUUUUCCUUGCUCUAUGGCAGGGUCGUUUCUAUCAUGCUGUCGUGUCCGUGAUUGUGCCCAUGGCGAUGUGCAUGCUUGUCAGUGGCUUAGCCUCGAGACAGGGUUAUACAUAGACAUCAACCAUUGCUGACGUGUGUGCAGUGGCUGCUUUUAUGGCUGUACAUACAUUUCUUGAAUGUGUUUUCUCUCUCUUGUGUCUGUGAGGAUCUGUAAGCUUCCCUGAAAAGCUUAACACCAUCCACGUUUCGUUUCGGAGGUACGGAUAGAGAGCCCUUCAAUCUCGAAUUUUCUGAAGACUUCUGUCAGCUGUGUGUGCUGCUAACAGAUAUCUGCGUCACUGCCAAGCCCUACGUUCGAACGUACUUGGUUGCAUUGCACUGCACAGCCUGCACAUGAUGGCUGCCAAAGUCCUGUGCCAAUGCAUCAUAAAUGCCUAAAGUAUUAAGACGGUGUAUGUUGUAGUUUGCUCGCUCCUAUUAUCGAAAGUCGCAUCAAUCUGAAUCGUAGUCGAAUCUUGGCAGUGUGUACGUAUCAAAAGAGGAAAAGAAAUUAAAUAUAUCGCGUACAAGGAACAUACACUGCUGACACACACCACGAUGCAUCGCGAGAUUUUUUAAGAGACGAUCCACAAUUGUGCAGCAAUUCGAACUGCAGUUAUUCUCACCCAUUGACUCUGUGCCCUUUAACAUUAUGUAAAGUUAAACAAAACUACAUUAUACUUUCCUGUCACAACCGUACCAUGCUUUGUUCUAUGGAACAUAACGCUCUCCGUCAGGCUCCCAACAGUUUCAGUUUUCUCUGUUUGAGCAACAUGAAGGUUUAUUGAAGGUUCAUCAUAUUAACGUUACACAAUACUAGGGCAAGCUUCAUCCUCUUCCUCAGUAGAGCCUGCAAUUUGUCCAUUCGUGUCAUAGUAUGACUACUACAUUUCACGAGCUUGUUACUCGAUGUUUAUGUUUGCCCGCGCACUUUACUUUGGACUGACAAUAUGCAGCAUACUUUUGUGCAUGUUUGCUAUGGCAUAGCUGCUUGCAAGUUCAUUUCGCAGCAGCAGCAGAGCAAAGGUGAACCAUUCUCAUACAAUGUAGUCCCGACUGAAAGCAUUGACAAGGGCUGUAACAAUGUCCUGCAUCACUUAACAGCGCCAGACCAGAGCUGUCCGACGAGAGUUGUCACAGCGAAAUACAGCACGGUUACCUCCGCGCUGCCAGAGCAAAAUUAGAGUUUGUAGAGAGAGAGAAGCCAGCAUUUAGAUGGAAGUUGAAAGCGAAAGAUUUUGCUGUAUGCUUUGUUUGUCCUUCUCUGGAUGUGUAGUUGUUAGCUGCUAACUAUUACAAGCGUUAGAACUUAUACCAGCCGUACGAGCUAGUUACCAUGUGUAUAUGCAUUUUAACUAUCGUUGCAGUAUGCUGUAUAUUACAGUUAUUGAGCACGAUGCGUUGCAUAAUAUACAUAUAUAUAAACACACACUAUAAUAGAUGUCUCUGCUUCCGCUUGCGUCUUAUUGUGUGAGCUAUUCCUCUGUUUUAUGGUAUAUACGUAUAUAUUAUAUAUGAUACACAUCAUACACGGUGCAACGUUUAAAAUGCUCUGCGUGUACGAGCACUAUCGCACACGCUAAAAGUUUUAAUAGUCCCGCGUACGUCUAGCCACGACAGUUUUCAGGACAAGUGCUUUCCCUUUUUCUUUGAAGGUGGCAGACCUAAUGGUGAUUCUUGUUUGCCAUGUGAUUGCCAUCAGGUGAGAGUAAAGGUCGGCUGGCAGUUCCCCAUAUAGUAGCAGCCAUGUAUUCCUGUACUACUAGCAAAUAUCGGUGAUGAAAUAAACGGAGACAUGUACAUUAA
Messenger RNA from Ornithodoros turicata, 4601 nucleotides. RefSeq lists its product as uncharacterized. The record is from RefSeq and is a predicted model, not a curated record. Lineage: Eukaryota; Metazoa; Arthropoda; Arachnida; Ixodida; Argasidae. Gene Ontology annotation, biological process: signal transduction. The transcript has 15 exons. Gene Ontology annotation, cellular component: cytoplasm. The coding region runs from base 186 to 1349 and encodes 387 amino acids.